AUGUCAGCUGUUCGAUUCACCGUAUAUGCAUUUGCUCUAUUGGCCUUAAUUGAGAUCUCAUUAGCAUGUUUUGCUUCUGGUAUUUGCGGAGGCGGUUGUCCUCCACCUCCACCACCUGUUUGCAUGGGAGGAUGCGGGGGCGGAUACGCUUGCGGAAGAUAUGGAUGCGCUAGAGCUCGUGGUUCAAAAACUCUUACCAUUAAAGAUGAGAAAGAAAUGACCCCAGAUGAGAAGUUCAUGCGCUGCUGCGAGGAACGAAACCUCCCAGACUCGUGCCUUACAAAGUGCACUUUCCGUACAUACACCAAGGCUGCCCUUCAAGCUAUGUACUUUAAGCAGGACCAAUGUCCAAUGCAAGCUGCUGCUGAUAUUCAAUAUUGUGCGGCUCAGGGACGAAACAUUACUCAACUUGAUAUGAGCUAUUUGGCCUGCUAUGAUCGUUUUGAGAACAUGAAAGCUUGCUUCUGGCAGGACAUCAUGGAAAAAUCUGCUCCAGCUUUCUCUUUCAACACCGAUGAUGAAAUUUCCGUGCAGCCAAACCGUGGAUUCGCCCUUACUGGAUCAAGAACCUUCCAAGCAAGAACUUUCGGGCAGAAAUAA
Caenorhabditis bovis is the source of this 600-nucleotide messenger RNA. NCBI's taxonomy places the organism in Eukaryota, Metazoa, Nematoda, Chromadorea, Rhabditida, Rhabditidae. The record is from the annotation of a GenBank genome assembly.